Messenger RNA from Notolabrus celidotus (New Zealand spotty), 1748 nucleotides. RefSeq names its product LHFPL tetraspan subfamily member 6 protein. The coding region runs from base 468 to 1070 and encodes 200 amino acids. The transcript has 4 exons. The record is from RefSeq and is a predicted model, not a curated record. Lineage: Eukaryota; Metazoa; Chordata; Actinopteri; Labriformes; Labridae. Gene Ontology annotation, cellular component: membrane.
UCUCUCUCUCCCUCUCUCUCUCUCUCUCUCUGAGCAGGAAUGUGGAAGCAUUCUGGAGUCCAGUCAGUCAGCGCGGCACGUUUGUCCACCGCUCAGGAGUAAAUUAUUGAUCUUUGCCUCAGCUGAAUGUAUUGACGAGGAGGAAGUGACUCGCAGAUCAUUUGAUCACUUUUUUGGAUUAACAUCUUUUCGUCUAAGGCGUUUUUUUUCCUCCUCUUUUCUUCCACGGCUGAAGAAAAAAGUUUGCUUUGAGACCAAACACAGCUGGACUCUGCAGAUGGAAAUAAGCACCAAGUGUUCACCGAGCCCACCUUUUUCCGGAGCUCUCUCAGCAUGGACCCGGAGUCUCUGACGAGGUGAAGACUGCUGGUGUUAAAUGCUCACUGCGAGGCUUCCUGCACACAGUGACUGCUCAUAAAAGUGCUGUUGGUUCAGUGACUGUGUGAACCGUUCACAGACUGUUUACCAUGGCGUCCAGCCUGACAUGUACUGGUGUUAUCUGGGCCCUGCUGUCUCUGCUGUGUGCUGCUGCCUCCUGCGUCGGCUUCUUCAUGCCCUACUGGCUGCUGGGGACGCAGAUGGACAAGCCUGUGUCCUUUGGCACCUUCAGGCGCUGCUCCUACCCGGUCAGAGAUGAGGAGAGGCAGGCCACCGUGAUGCUGGAGCAGUGCGGGCGCUAUGCUUCCUUUAACGGCAUCCCCAGUCUGGAGUGGAGAAUCUGCACAGUGGUGACAGGGGUCGGGUGUGGCCUCCUCCUGCUGGUGGCGCUCACAGCUCUCAUGGGCUGCUGCAUCUCUGACCUCAUCUCACGCACAAUCGGGCGUGUGGCUGGAGGCAUCCAGUUCGUUGGAGGUCUCCUCAUAGGAUCCGGCUGUGCGCUCUAUCCUUUGGGAUGGGACAGCGAGGAGGUACAGCAGACCUGCAACAACAGCUCGGACCAGUUUCAACUAGGGUCCUGCCAGAUUGGCUGGGCGUAUUACUGCACCGGAGCCGGGGCGGCGGCUGCCAUGCUGUUGUGCACCUGGCUGUCCUGUUUUGCAGGAAAGAAGCAGAAGCAGUACCCGUACUGAAGGGAGCAUCAGGGAGACGGGGACCGGCAGAGACCCCCAGGUGAAGGAGAGAGGACUCUGACUGUGCGGACUCGAACCAGUACAGCACAUCGGGCACCAAAGACAGCAAGUCAUUCUGGUGCUCUGCACAUCAUGGACACUACUCAUCAGACAACUGCAGGGACUGUUUCAUUAUGCAGCACAAACACAUGGCUUUGAAAACUGGGUCUGCUCUUAAAAAGUUGUUCUUAAAUGAAAAAUGUAUGGACCAAUCCUAUUUGUAAAAAUUGUUACAUGACUAUUUCUUUAACAAGAAGAAUAUUCUCUGUUUGUCUUCCUCUCCUUCAGUCAUAGAUGUUUAUGUGAUAGUGUGCCCUGUGAUGAAGAGAAAAGUAAUAUUGCUUCAUUGUAACGUGAAGUGUUCCUGUCUCCUCUUCAUGUCUCAUCCUUGCCUUAAACACAAACUGAAAUGCAAUAAUCCCUAUAAUGUAAAGCAAUCCCACACUGGCUGCCUGCUUCCUCGACUCAGCCUUUCCAGAUUUCAACAAAUCUAAGCAGAGUUUAUUUAACACAUUCAUAAAAAUAUACGUUGUGUAUGAUAAUGUAUUUUAUCAUAUUAGCACAUGUUUUGUAUUCACUCUUCAAGUUAUUCUUUGUCAUAUUAUUUUGGUUUUGUAAAUAAAUGUUUAUUGAAUUCUG